UUUUGGGGGCCAGCUAACACUCGCCUAUCAUCAGUCAACGUAAAGCCAACUCCUCCUCUUCUGCUGUUACGCACAUCUAUGCAGCCUCCUUGGCACAAGACAAAACAUUUUCUAAACAAACUACUGUAAAGGAAAACUGCUUCUUCUCCCAGGAUUUUAUUUUCGUUUUUUAAGCUUGUUUUUGUUUUUAUGAUUUUUUCUUUCUGCAAAGCAAAAGUAGUUUGCCGUAAGUCUCAACUUGGACUGUUAAGGAGGAGGAAAAGCCUUUCUCAAAUACCCAGGUCUAGUUUUUUUCUGUUUGAAAUAUUAUUUUUCGGGCUGGGCGAUGCAGUAGAAAGCUGCUGCUCAUAUUUUGGCACUGCCAUUUGUACUGAGUUACGAACUGUUCUGCAGAAGAAAAGAGGAAAUAUUUUGCAGACUGUCGAAAACCUGAAAUAUUACUCCCGGCGAGGAGCAGAGCUGAGAUCCAUGCAACGGGAGCUUCUAUAGUUGGUAUGUUUAGUCACCGUAAAUGGAAAAGAAAAUCUAGAAAGAGCAGUUGGCAGUGAAACAUAUUAUCAUGCCUGAGAUAAAAUAGAUGCCACUAAGAGAAGGCAAAUCUGUGCGCUUUUUAAUGAAUUAAUCAUAGCUUAUUAAUAACGAGAGCUGGAGAGAUUCGGAUGACGGUUUCCAUUGGCAGAUGAGACGUAGUGUGGAGAACACGUGUCCAGUUUUUCCCUCAUAUUUUUUCCUCCCUGAUCUGGAUUUCUCGCUUGUCACGGCAAGAAAGGAAACGUUAAAAGAUCGAAAAUUUUGAGUGGCAUAAUUGCAGAAGGUUCCCCCUCUCAUGGACAUCUUGGCUUGCAGAUCUGAAGAGAACAGUUAUAACAUCCUCCCAUCGGCGGCUACGAUGCUUUUCCAUGGCCUCCCCGGAGGCGACGUUCGCGGUGUGGUGGAAGAAAUGGACCGGAGAGGAAAGAGCGAGUCAGCGGCCAUCAGCUCAGCCAUCGAUAUGGGAGAGUCAGAGACGUCCAUGCCAUGCAUGACCAACGAGCGCGUGGCUCUGUGCGCGGGCUGCGGCAGGAAAAUCGCGGACCGAUAUUACCUGUUGGCCGUGGACAAGCAGUGGCACAUGCGCUGCCUCAAGUGCUGCGAGUGCAAACUCAACCUGGAGUCCGAGCUCACCUGCUUCAGCAAAGACGGCAGCAUCUACUGCAAAGAGGACUACUACAGAAGAUUUUCGGUGCAGAGAUGCGCUCGGUGCCACCUGGGAAUCUCGGCCUCGGAGAUGGUGAUGCGAGCUCGGGACCUGGUCUACCACCUCAACUGCUUCACCUGCACUACCUGCAGCAAGAUGCUCACCACCGGGGACCACUUUGGCAUGAAAGACAGUCUGGUGUACUGUCGGCUGCACUUUGAGACUCUCAUCCAGGGAGAAUAUGAGACACAUUUUAACCACGCGGACGUGGUGCCGCACAAAGGCCUGGGCCCGGCCAACACGCUCGGACUAUCCUACUUCAGCAGCGUGGGGACGGUGCAGAAAGGAAGGCCGAGGAAGAGGAAAAGUCCUGGGCCAGGGGCCGAGCUGGCUGCUUAUAAUGCAGCGCUGAGCUGUAACGAGAACGACGGCGAAUCCAUGGACAGGGACUCCCAGUACAGCUCCAGUCAGAAGACCAAGCGCAUGCGGACGUCCUUCAAGCAUCACCAGCUGAGGACCAUGAAGUCCUACUUUGCCAUCAACCACAACCCAGACGCCAAGGACCUCAAGCAGCUUGCCCAGAAAACUGGCCUCACCAAGCGGGUCUUACAGGUGUGGUUCCAAAACGCUCGGGCCAAAUUCAGGAGGAACCUGCUGCGGCAGGAGAGCACCGGGGUAGACAAGGCGUCCGACGGCUCCACGCUGCAGGGUGGUACACCGUCAGGCCCGGCCUCUGAGAUCUCCAACGCCUCCAUGAGUCCCUCCAGCACACCCACCACCCUUACGGACUUGACCAACCCCACCAUGCCCACUGUCACCUCUGUGCUCACCUCCGUGCCGGGUAGCAUGGAUGUCCACGAGUGCCGGAGCCCAUCACAGACCACGCUGACCAGCCUCUUCUGAUAGAUGGAGCCCUUCUUCACAGCCCCCUCUCCCCUGCCCUCCCUGGCCCCAUCCCUUAGCUCCCCCCUGCUCACCUCUGCUCCUUGUGGAUCUACAAUUAAGCACGGUUCACUCCUUGGAACAUUUAACGGAUUAGAAAACAAAAGGAAGCAAACUGAAAAGGUUUCCUUUAGAGACUGUUUGAUUAGUGAGGUGGCUGAGCCUUACACACCGAACAUUUGUUGUUAUUUUGAUGUUGUCUUGUUGAGAACUGAGGAGACUUGAUUUGCAUUUUUCAAUGUUUACAGAGAGAGACUGAAACUGGUCAAAAAAAAUUUGGAAUAUUGUUUUUUCCAGCACAGUAUUUAUGUUAUAUUGUACAAGAGUCAC
Messenger RNA from Pundamilia nyererei, 2449 nucleotides. It is a transcript of the gene lhx2b, whose product is annotated as LIM homeobox 2b. Gene Ontology annotation, biological process: regulation of transcription by RNA polymerase II; neuron differentiation. Gene Ontology annotation, cellular component: nucleus. Gene Ontology annotation, molecular function: RNA polymerase II transcription regulatory region sequence-specific DNA binding; DNA-binding transcription factor activity, RNA polymerase II-specific. The coding region runs from base 827 to 2080 and encodes 417 amino acids. The record is from RefSeq and is a predicted model, not a curated record. NCBI's taxonomy places the organism in Eukaryota, Metazoa, Chordata, Actinopteri, Cichliformes, Cichlidae. The transcript is spliced from 5 exons.